GUGAUUCUUUUUCCUCUCUCCUGAUGCGCACCUCAUCCAAAACCACCGCACUCCCGCCGCCGCACGGCGAUGCUCUCCUCGUCGCUCGCCUUCUCACCCCACCGCCUAACCCCUUCCUCCGCCGCUGUUCGCCGGAGCACAUCUUCCACCAUCACGAUGCGGGACCGAGGCAAGAACCGGAAGCCGAUGCAGCGGGGGCGCUACCUCAGCACCGAGGCCAUCCAGGCUGUCCAGUCCCUCAAGCGCGCCACCCUCGCUGGAGCCCCCGCCGGCGGCGCCGUCGCGACGGACCCCAAGCUGCGGCGGCUCCUGAAGGCCGACAUGGUCGCCGUCUUCCGCGAGCUCGCUGCGCAGGGCGAGGCCCACCUGGCACUCGAGGUCUUUGAGGAGAUUCGAAAGGAGCACUGGUACAAGCCUAGGUUGUUCUGGUAUGUUGAUCUUAUUACAGUGCUUGCCAGCAAAGGUUUGAGGUCCGAGGUUGGCAAAGCCUGUUCGUAUCUGAAGAGGGAACAAUUGGAACCUGACACGGAUGGUUUCAAUCUGCUUCUGAAGACACUUCUAGAUGCUGAAUUCACACAAUUAACGAUGGACUGCUUCCGUCUUAUGAAACUAUGGGACAGUGAACCUGACAGGAUAACAUACGUAACACUGGUCAAGGGUCUUGAAUCCCUAGGAGAGAUGGAUCUAUCUGCUAAGAUGAGGUUGGAAGCAGAAAGUGACUAUGGUGACCUCUGGGACUUCUUUGACGAAGAGGAGACGGCUGAGACUUGAGCAGUUCGUUCUUAAGAGGAUGUUGUAUGGCCAUGUGGGAAGGGAAUCAUUUCUAAAGUUUAUUAUGCAGUGUUAGAACAGAAGAAUGGAAGUCCAUAAUCUUGGACCCAGCAGAAUUUUUUGUGCAACAAGUAGUGAUUAGUUACUACCAAUAUCUACCUGAGAUUCAUAAAUACUCCCUCCGUCCCAAAAUAAGUGUCUUAACUUUGUAUUAACUUUAGUACAAAAUUGUACUAAAGUCAAGACACUUAUUUUGGGACGGAGGGAGUAUUAGCGAAGGGCUGCCUGCAGCUUCAUCAGUUCAUGUUUUUCUCUAGGAGUACAACCUGUUAGUUCUUUCCUUGAGAAGUUCUCUGUGUAUAAUGAAUCACAUUGUUGCUUCUCGAUGUACAGUCACACUGAUGUGUACAAUCAAAUUACUGAUAUCUUUUCA
Triticum aestivum (bread wheat) is the source of this 1204-nucleotide messenger RNA. RefSeq names its product protein THYLAKOID ASSEMBLY 8, chloroplastic. Gene Ontology annotation, biological process: chloroplast organization; Group II intron splicing. The transcript has 2 exons. Bases 70 to 771 code for a protein of 233 amino acids. Lineage: Eukaryota; Viridiplantae; Streptophyta; Magnoliopsida; Poales; Poaceae. Gene Ontology annotation, molecular function: protein binding; RNA binding. The record is from RefSeq and is a predicted model, not a curated record.